Ilex paraguariensis (yerba mate) is the source of this 3042-nucleotide messenger RNA. Lineage: Eukaryota; Viridiplantae; Streptophyta; Magnoliopsida; Aquifoliales; Aquifoliaceae. The record is from the annotation of a GenBank genome assembly.
AUGUGUUUGCUGAGAUGCCGGGGCCACAAGCUAUACACGCCUUCCAUGACUCUGUCUCUCCUUCGUUGCUUUCGCUCUCUCUCCACUCUCUCUCUCCCAAUCCAAGACGCCCCAAAAACCAAUCUUUACCAAUGCAACAAGAGACUCGAAGAGCUCCUCAAACUAGGCCGUGUCGACGAGGCCAGAAACCUGUUCGACGAAAUGAUUCAAAGAGAUUCCGUCACUUGGAACUCCAUGAUUUCUGGGUAUUCCCAAAACGGCCUUGUCGAUGAUGCACGAGUUCUUUUUGACUCAUUUAUGGGCAAGAAUGUGAGGACUUGGACUGCAAUGCUAACUGGGUAUGCAAAACGUGGAAGAAUUAAGGAAGCUUUUGAGGUGUUUGAGGCUAUACCGGAGCGUAAUAUUGUUUCUUGGAAUGCCAUGAUAAGUGGAUAUGUGCAGAAUGGUGAUUUGUUCAGUGCUAGAAAAUUGUUUGAUGCAAUGAUCGAGAGAAAUGUUUCUUCUUGGAAUUCUAUGAUAACUGGGUACUGUCAUUGUUGUCGUAUGAGCGAGGCCAGGGAGCUAUUUGAGAAAAUGGAGGAAAAAAAUUUGGUUUCUUGGAUGGUGAUGGUUUCUGGGUAUGUUCAGGUUAACAAAUUUAUUGAAGCUUGGGGUUUGUUUUUGAGGAUGCAUAGGAGUGAAGUGAGGCUGGAUCAGUCGAUAUUUGUGGUUACAUUGUCGGCUAUUUUGGGUUUGGAUGAUGUGGAUUUGAUAGAGAAUUUGAGGACGCUGAUCAUAAAGACAGGGUACGAGGAGGAUGUGGUUGUGGGGACGGCAAUAUUGAAUGCGUAUACACGAAAUGGGUGUUUGGAUUGUGCUAUGAAAUUUUUUGAGAUGAUGCCAGAAAAAAAUGAGUACUCAUGGACAACUAUGAUUGCAGCUAAUUCGCAAUGUGGUAGAUUGAAUGAUGCAAUUGCAUUGUAUGAGAGGGUUCCUGAACAGGGGAUUUCUACGCUCACGGCAAUGAUGACUGCGUAUGCUCAGAAUGGGAGGAUUUUUGAGGCAAGGCAUAUGUUUGACGAGAUGAAGAAUCUGACUGUGUUGACUUGGAAUGCUAUUAUUGCUGGAUAUGCACAAAAUGGAAUGCUCGAGGAAGCUAAAGAUCUGUUCUUGAGGAUGCCUGCAAGGAAUUCGGCUUCUUGGGCUGCCAUGAUUGCUGGAUUGGUGCAAAAUGGAGCAAGCAAUGAAGCUUUGGAAGUGUUAGCUGAGCUACAUAGAUCUGGUAUUGUCCCAAGUCAUUCAAGUUUCACUAGUGCUUUAUUUGCAUGUGCCAACGUUGGAGCUAUUGAAGCAGGUAGACAGAUACACUCUCUUGCCAUUAAAUCAGGGUGCCAAUAUAAUUCAUAUGUUGGGAAUGGGUUAAUUUCCAUGUAUGCUAAAUGCAAGAAUAUGGAAAAUGUUACCCAGGUUUUUGGUUCAAUGAGAGUGAGAGAUACCGUCUCUUGGAAUUCACUCAUUACAAGCUUUUCAGACAAUCACAUGUUGGACGAUGCUGUUAGUACUUUUAGAAAGAUGCCUAAACGUGAUGUUGUGUCUUGGACUGCUAUAAUAUCUGCUCAUGUGCAAGGUGGGCAAGGAGAAGUCGCUUUGCAAUUAUUCCUUGACAUGUUAGGCCAUGGAGUGAAACCAAAAGAGUUAACAGUGACUAGCCUGUUGAGUGCAUGUGGGAGCCUAGGUGCAACAAAUGUCGGGGAACAGAUCCAUGCCUUGAUCUAUAAGGUGGGGUUUGAUUUAUGUUUGUUUGUUGGUAAUGCUCUGGUAACAAUGUAUUUCAAGUUUGGGAGUGAAGAGGGGUGUAUGGUAUUUCAAGAGAUGGCUGAGCGAGAUGUAGUCACAUUCAAUGCUGUUUUAGCUGGUUGUGCCCAUAAUGGGCUAGGUAAAGAAGCUAUCGAGAUUUUUGAGAAAAUGAAGGCCGAAAGGGUUUCUCCUGAUCAAAUCACUUUUCUUGGGCUCUUGUGUGCUUGUAGCCAUGCAGGGUUAGUGGAUGAAGGGUGGGCCUACUUCAAUUCCAUGAGCCAAGAUUAUGGGAUUAUGCCAUUAAUUUAUCAUUAUACUUGUAUGGUUGAUCUUCUUGGGCGGUCUGGACGCCUAUAUGAAGCUGAGUGUCUUAUUGAAAACAUGCCUGUGGAGCCAGACACUGUGAUUUGGGAAGCUCUCCUUGCUGCUUGUAGAAUCCAUCGUAACAUCAAAACUGGCCAGAGAGUUGCAGAAAAGCUCUUUCAAAUGGGUACGCAGAAAUCAGGUGCUUAUGUCUUGUUAUCAAAUAUUUAUGCUUCUCAAGGCAUGUGGGACAAAGUUGGGGAAGUACGGAAAUUGAUGUUUGAUCAAGGAGUGAAUAAAGAACCAGGAAUAAGCUGGAUUCAGAUCAAGAAUAAGCUGCACACUUUCCUCACGGGAGACAAGACACAUGACCAGGUUAAAGCAAUUUACUCCGCAUUAAAUGAGUUCCACAUGCAUUUUCAGGCAGCAGGUUAUUUGCCAGACACAAACUUUGUUUUUCAUGACGUGGAGGAAGAGCAAAAACAGAAUGAGCUUCUGUACCAUAGUGAAAAGAUUGCUGUUGUCUUUGGCAUCUUGAAGUCACCAACUGGAUCACCCAUCCGAAUUAUGAAGAACCUCCGGAUUUGUGGGGAUUGCCACAAUUUUAUGAAAUUCAUGUCCAAUGUUACACAGCGUAAGAUUGUUAUUCGCGAUGGCAAUAGAUUCCACCAUUUUUUUGAUGGUUCGUGUUCUUGUGGUGAUUACUGGUGAUAGUCAUAGACUAGCAUGAAUAGAUGAGCAAGCAAGGACCUUCAGCUCAACUCAAUUGAUCAGGAAUAUAUGUCAACGAAGUGAUAAGGAAUUGAAGAUACUGGAUUACCUGCUUUAUGCGUGACAUGAUUGGUAUUGCAGAUGUGAUGAGGUGGGUUGUGGGGCAGUUCAAAGAUUUGAGGAAGGGGCAGAGCAAAUCCAACUAGAUGUUGCACAAAAUCCAAAUGAUACCAAGGAGUCAAUAUGAUGCUU